Messenger RNA from Uranotaenia lowii, 1899 nucleotides. RefSeq lists its product as uncharacterized. The record is from RefSeq and is a predicted model, not a curated record. The transcript has 2 exons. Gene Ontology annotation, molecular function: glutamate-gated receptor activity. NCBI's taxonomy places the organism in Eukaryota, Metazoa, Arthropoda, Insecta, Diptera, Culicidae. The coding region runs from base 1 to 1899 and encodes 632 amino acids. Gene Ontology annotation, cellular component: membrane.
AUGGUGCCCACCUAUAAAAGGGUACGCUACAACGUUCCGUUCCGUAACCAAAACUUCACCAUGAAGCUAUCGUUCUACUCCUUGGUCAUUCUUCUUGGAACCUCAUCAUGGACACUCCAGGAACAGUUACUGCUAGAAGAAGCAAUCGUCCACGCGCUGCUGCGAUACGGUUUACCGAGUCAGCUUGAACACACUACGCUUCUCAUCGAGAGUUUCAACGAGCUACAAAACGAACAUAUUCAACGGACGAUGAUCGAACGAAUUCUGCAACUCCUGCAAGGGAGAUUAGUACUACAGUUCAACAUCUCUUCGGGCAUCCAACAACCGGCUGGGCACAACUUAAUCCUAGUUGAUGGGGAAAGCUCGUUCCGCAAGUUCACUCACGACUGGACCAUGCAUAGGUACGACCUGAACGGGUGCUACUGGAUCGUGCUGAGCUCUGGAGCAGCCUUCAAGAACGCUGUGAACGUCAUCUUGAAAACACUUUGGAAAAUGAAGAUUCUGAUGGGAUUUGUUUUCCUAGUAAAUGGAACGGAGGAGGAAGUCGUUCAGCUGUUCACCUACCGACCGUAUUCUCAGAGUCAUUGCGCCUCGGUCAAACCUAUAGAGAUGCGGUGGAAGGAGGACGAUUUGUUUAGCGAUCGUUUGAAGAACUUUUGGGGCUGUCCGUUGAAAUUUGGAACCUUCGACAAUGCGCCCUACAUUGAGAUACACUGGAAUGAGCAUGGUCAAUCCUACCUGGAAGGUUUCGAAGGGUUGCUGACCAAUGUGAUCGCGAAGAAUCUGAACUUCACGAUCGAUAUCAUCCCUCCUCCGGAUAACGGGAUGUGGGGUUAUCCGAGGGAAGAUGGUAACAGCACCGGUUUGAUGAGGAUAUUGCAAGACAGCGUGGUUGAUUUUGCUGCCAGUUCGCUCGGAUACACCACUGAACGAAGCAAGAUUCUGACAGCUGGACUCUCGCACUAUAACUCCUACAUCGUUUUUGCGGUACCAUCUGGCAGAGCAUAUACGUCCUUUGAGAAACUUUUUCUGCCAUUUAGGUGGAAUACGUGGUACGCCAUUUUCUCGCUUCUAUUGGUAGCAGUGCUUACCAUUAUACUGAUCAACAUUCAAUCGCUUGAAACCUUAGACUUCAUCUACGGGCGGUCAAUACGGGCUCCAAUCAGCAAUCUGUUCAACGUUCUGUUCGGAGGGCCCUUGGUCAAAUGUCCGCAGCUGACCUUUGCCAGAACCCUGCUAGGGCUGUGGUUACUAUAUAGUUUGGUCAUCCGCGCAGCUUAUCAAUGUUCUUUGUACAAAUAUCUGCAGGUACCAAAGAACUUCUCCGCUCCACUGACGAUCGAGGCUAUGCUGGAAGCUGGUCUAUACUUCUACAUGGUCGAUUUGGCUACCGAGUUCUUCAGCAACACACCGGAAGUUUUGGCUAGGGCCAGAUUCAUUUCCCACGCGCAGGGAGCCUUCCAGGAGACGAUCGACCGGAUCGGCCGGGAUGAGUUGGACGGUGCAAUGGUAGUCCUGACGGAUCACAUUGCCUUUCACAACAAGUUUUAUCCGCCGGGGGAGUUUGUACACUGCUCCAGGGAGGUCGUAUGUGGCUUUCCGAUGUCGUUGUACUAUCCGAAGCUGACCUUCCUGCGGAAGGUUUUCGAUCGGGAGGUGCAGCUGAUCGAUUCCAGCGGAUUGGUGAAUUUUUGGGCAUCGCAACUGGCAGACUUUGAUUUUUACAGCGAACGCAAGGGAAAUGCUGCAGCUAAGCCCUUGAAUGUGGACAAUCUGUUUGGGGCAUUUGAAAUACUGCUGGUGCUGGAGGGGACGGCUUCGGUGAUGUUUGUUCUGGAACUGCUCGCCAUAAAGCUGAGGUUGGUAAGAUGGGUUGUCGAUUGGAUGGAGAGUGAUUGA